AUGACGUGUGAGGAGAAGAGGGCGGGGCCCAGCUUGGAGACGACCUGCAUUCUCAAAAAGGAGGACAUCAAGGUCCUCCAGGGAGCCGCUCUGGUGUGGGUGGAGGCCCGGCUGGGGAGCACCACCUGCCGCUCGGCCAAGAGGACCGUGGUGCUCAGACACACAGGCCACGUUGUGGUUCCGAACCUGCUGCAGGACUCAGUGUACCAGGUCCAGGUCCGGCAUCGGUCCGCUGGGGCCAAGAACCCCCUGUGGAGCCCCUGGUCGGAGGUGCUGACGGUUCCUGCAGUGUGUGGGAACUCGGUACCGGACCCUCCUCAUGAGAAGCUCCAGAGCAGAACUUGCCGUCAGUGGCACGAGAUCCAAGAUGGAGGCUCAAGUUCUCCAGACCCCGAGAUCACCUUAACGGCGAAGACGCUGGCGAAGGAAAGGAAGCAACGAACCAAGAGACUCAGGGACUACGUCCGCUACCUCUACUCUGAGCACCGCUGUGUCGACGGCUCCAAACCACAGACGCUUCAAAUGUGCCUCUUCUAUAAGAGACAGGGGGCUCCUCUCAGGGAACCUCAGGACCUCGCCGCCUCCGGUGAAACCCUGACCUCGGCCGACCUGUCGUGGAGCCAGAUCCCCCCCGCGGCCCAGAGGGGCUUCCUGACCCACCUGGUCCUCUGCAGCGUGAGACUCGGCCCACAGGACCACGUCAAAGAGUGCCGGAAUAUCUCCGCCUCGCUGACGUCUCACCGGCUGGAGGACUUGACUCCGGGGACCAAGUACAACAUCAGCCUGGUGGGAGUCACCGGCGCUGGACGAGGACCUGAAGCCACCGUGUCCAUCAACACGCUGCCCGAGAAGACGGGGAACGUGUGGUGGAUCCUGGGUCUGCUGAGUCUGUUCUUCCUCCUCACGACGAUGUGCACCUGCAUCCUGAAGAGAAUCAGCAACAAGAUCUUCCACCCGGUGCCGAAGCCGGUGUUUCCAGACUUCAUCCUGAAUCCUCCAGAUAGUCAGCAGGAGUUCCUGGAGGGGAAGGAGGAGCUGGACGAGCUGACGCUGCACCAGUCGGUCCCCAAGCACCCGGAGGAGCUCCUCCUCCUCACGGGGGAGGAAGACGAGGGUGAAGAGGACCGGCUGGACAUGUCCGACGAGGAGAGCCACAGCUCAGAGGACCCGAAGAGCUCCAGAGGAGACGAGACGGACCUGGAACAAGUGGACAACGAGAUCGCCAUGUUGAUCUACAGGAACGGACUGGUGUUCGACCUGAAGACGGACGAGUCCUAGGAAG
Messenger RNA from Pseudoliparis swirei, 1282 nucleotides. RefSeq names its product interleukin 12 receptor subunit beta 1 (gene il12rb1). The record is from RefSeq and is a predicted model, not a curated record. Gene Ontology annotation, molecular function: protein binding. NCBI's taxonomy places the organism in Eukaryota, Metazoa, Chordata, Actinopteri, Perciformes, Liparidae. The transcript is spliced from 10 exons. The coding region runs from base 1 to 1278 and encodes 425 amino acids.